AUGCGCGGAACUUCCAUGCCAAAGUCAAACUUCAUCGCGACUGCUUACAGUCACGAAGAGGACGUGCAACUGAGCAUUCAGUUGAAUCGUUGGUUACUGAAACCGUUUGGUGCUUGGCCAAAAUCGGUCAAACUCUCGUGGACGAAGAAGUUUGCGUACGUGUUGAUAAACAUAGUUUGUACCGGUUUGAUCGGUUUUCUCUUCGUACCCACCGCCGUUUACGUCGCGCUCGAAGUCGAGGGCAUGUACAACGCUUUGAGGCUACUCGGACCGCUGAGUUUCUGUCUGAUGUCGAUUGUAAAAUAUUCAUCGCUGAUUUAUCGCGAAAGUGACAUUCGCAUCGGUCUCGAAUACAUUGAGAACGACUGGAUAAACACGCGACAUUACGGCGAUCGGACGAUCAUGAUCAGAAACGCGAAGUUCGGCCGACGUCUUGUGACGAUCUGCACGUUCUUCUCGUACGGAGGUGCCGCGUUUUAUUAUCUUGCCCUGCCGUUUAUCAACGGCAAGAUAACGGAGCCUAAUAUAAACCUGACGUAUCGGCCUCUGAUGUAUCCGGUUGCUCGAGCGAUCGUCGACACGCGUUACAGUCCUGUCAGUGAGAUUUUUCUCUGGCUGCAAUGUUUGACAGGCUUCGUCGCGCACGGCAUCACAGCCGGCGUUUGCAGUCUCGCCGCCGCAUUCGCGAUACACGCUUACAGUCGCUUGGAAGUUUUGAUGCAGUGGAUCGAACAUUUGGUGGACGGACGAAAAGAUUUAUACAACAGCGUGAACGAGAGAUUGGCUAUAAUUAUUGAGGAACACGUGCGGAUUUUACGUUUUAUAUCUCUAGUAGAAAAGAUACUCCAUGAGAUAUCCCUCGUGGAAAUUGUAGAAUGUACUUUAAACAUGUGUUUUCUCGGAUAUUACGUUAUAAUGGAAUGGGGACUCGGCGAUUUUGCAACUAAAGUAACAUACAUUAUUCUUCUUUCAUCUUUCAUCUUUAAUAUUUUCAUAUUUUGUUACAUAGGAGAACUCGUUGCGGAGCAGUGCAAAAAAGUCAGCGAGACAUCGUACAUGAUAGAAUGGCACCGUCUGCCGGGAACAACAGCUCUUGCUGUUAUUUUAAUGAUCGCAAUGUCAAAUUCAUCUGUCAGACUUACAGCCGGGAAUAUUAUUAAGUUAUCAAUAUGCAGUUUCGGAGAUGUGAUCAAAACGUCUAUCGCUUACCUGAACAUGUUACGUACCUUAACUUCGUAAAAGUGAGUACGAAUGAAGAAAAGC
Messenger RNA from Pseudomyrmex gracilis, 1263 nucleotides. RefSeq lists its product as uncharacterized. Bases 1 to 1239 code for a protein of 412 amino acids. Gene Ontology annotation, cellular component: plasma membrane. NCBI's taxonomy places the organism in Eukaryota, Metazoa, Arthropoda, Insecta, Hymenoptera, Formicidae. Gene Ontology annotation, biological process: detection of chemical stimulus involved in sensory perception of smell; sensory perception of smell. The record is from RefSeq and is a predicted model, not a curated record. Gene Ontology annotation, molecular function: odorant binding; olfactory receptor activity. The transcript is spliced from 5 exons.